Messenger RNA from Fusarium graminearum PH-1, 600 nucleotides. RefSeq lists its product as uncharacterized. The transcript is spliced from 3 exons. The coding region runs from base 1 to 600 and encodes 199 amino acids. NCBI's taxonomy places the organism in Eukaryota, Fungi, Ascomycota, Sordariomycetes, Hypocreales, Nectriaceae. The record is from RefSeq and is a predicted model, not a curated record.
AUGGACGAGCCCCCAGCCUUAGGCCAAAAAGAGCCUCACACAGCCUCCUACCUACAGAACUGUGUAGUAUUUGAUCAAGUCCUCACUGCAUCCAAAUCCUUCGCGGGGCCUACCAAGCUUACGUCCAGGCUCAUAGUUAUGAUAUCUCGGGAUGUGAACCCAGUUUUCCUGUUCGAGAUCAGCUUCCCUCUUGGCGAGGGUCAACCCGAUAACGAAAAUUUCGGUUUUGGUGUAAAGCACAAGCAGGUCCGUUUUCCUCGUGAGAAGACACAAGCCAAGUGCGAAGUCGCCCCGGCAUCUAUCGUUGACCGCCGCUUCCGGGUCAAGGACAAGGAUAAGGUGUGCAUACUCACAGUCUCUGUGACAGCACCAGUCACAACUGUCGGUUACGGUAGUCCUUUCCGUAGCGCCGAUACGGAGGUCAAUAGUUGGGUCAAUGACAACGAGCCCAUCGGCCAAGGAGGCAAUCUGCAUACCUUCCUGCAACAGCAAUCAUUCACCUUCCUGGUGGCUAAAGGGGCCGUCGACUUCGAGAAGAGGCUGGAUCUGGACAGACUUCCUCCACCCUUCCGUUAUCCCUACGGUGAUGACCAGACUUGA